AUGGGUGGUAAAAACUGUACCAUCGGAGAGUUUCCCUGGUUUGCGUUGUUGCAAUACGAGAAUCGGCGCGGUGAACGAAAGUUCAGCUGUGGUGGAUCGCUUAUCAAUAAUCGAUAUGUCCUUACGGCCGCUCACUGCGUCAUCGGAGAGGUCGAGCGUAAGGAGGGUAAACUAGAAACACUCUCCGUGAUUGGAUUCGGUCUAACGCUCAAAGGAAAGCGAAGUUCAAUCAAGCAGAAGCUGACCAUCAAGGUGUACGACCAUAAUCGAUGCAGAGAGAUGUUUGCAACCAAGAAAGCAGUGAUAACGACGAAUCAAAUCUGUGUCGGCGGUGAGUUCGCCCAGGACUCGUGCAACGGUGAUUCCGGUGGUCCGUUGAUGAAGCUACAGAACGUCUGGUACCUUGAGGGUGUCGUAUCGUAUGGCUAUGGAUGUGGGCUCGAGGAUUGGCCCGGUGUGUACAGUCACGUCCCAGCCUACAUGUCCUGGAUAAGAAGCAAUUUAGUGGCGUCAGAUGCAGAGAAGGAGAGAAUUUUAUGUAACCGAUUGCAUGCUGUGUUCAUUGAUAAGAAAAUAUAA
This is a messenger RNA of Anopheles aquasalis, 579 nucleotides long. Its product is annotated as CLIP domain-containing serine protease B9-like. Gene Ontology annotation, molecular function: serine-type endopeptidase activity. Lineage: Eukaryota; Metazoa; Arthropoda; Insecta; Diptera; Culicidae. The record is from RefSeq and is a predicted model, not a curated record. Gene Ontology annotation, biological process: proteolysis.